This is a messenger RNA of Misgurnus anguillicaudatus (oriental weatherfish), 3868 nucleotides long. Lineage: Eukaryota; Metazoa; Chordata; Actinopteri; Cypriniformes; Cobitidae. The record is from RefSeq and is a predicted model, not a curated record.
CCAUGGAGAUCUGUUGGUGGGCGUGUCUCAAUGUCUCUCAGACAGAAAGAGGAAGCGUUGCUGCUGCUGGUGAUAGUGAUGAUGAUGAUGAAGCGUCUGUCUGCCUCUCUCUCCUCCUGACGCGCGCGUCUUCAUCUCUAUCUGUCUGUCAGUCGUCUUCAUGAUGGCGAGACUGAGUGAACACGGCAUUCGCCUGAGCUCUAUGAGCCCGUCGUAUCUGGAGAGCAACUCUACAAGUCACACGUGGCCAUUCAGCGCUGUCGCCGAGCUCAUAGAUAAUGCAUCUGACCCCGGAGUCACGGCCAAGAACAUCUGGAUUGAUGUUCUGACCGUCCGAGAUCAGCUGUGUCUCAGUUUUAUGGACAAUGGUAGUGGCAUGACGCCUAGCAGACUCCACAAAAUGCUCAGCUUUGGAUUCACAGAAAAGGGUUCGGCUAAAGGCUAUCACAAGCCCAUCGGGGUUUACGGGAACGGGUUUAAGUCAGGCUCGAUGCGGUUGGGUCGUGAUGCUUUGAUUUUCACAAAGAACGGUGGCUGUCAGAGCGUGGGUCUCCUUUCUCAAAGCUUCCUGCAGGCCAUCAACGCUCAAGCUGUGAUCGUACCCAUCGCACCCUUCAACCAACAGACCAAGACGCUGGUGGUAACAGAAGAUUCAGAAGCCAGUCUUAAAGCCAUCCUGAAAUAUUCUCUCUUUAAGACUGUAUCCGAGCUAGAGGAACAGCUGGACUCCAUACAGGGCAAAAAAGGCACCAAAAUUAUCAUCUGGAACAUCCGCAGAAAUAAAGACGAAAAGCCCGAGUUCGACUUUGACACGGAUGCAGAGGAUAUCCGCCUGCCGGAAAUCCAACCGGAGACGACGCAGGAGAAAUGGCGGAGAGAUUAUUACAGACAUCGCAGAGAGAAUCACAGCACACCUGAGAUCGAGUUUUCUCUCCGAGCGUAUCUCAGUAUUCUUUACCUGAAGCCCAGGAUUCAGAUCAUUUUGCGACAGAAGAAAGUUCAAACUAAGCUGGUUGCCAAGAGUCUGUCCAUGAUUGAGAACGACGUCUAUAAACCUCAGUUCAUUAACGAAAGAGUGAAGAUCACUUUUGGAUUCAACAGGAAAAAUAAGGAGCACUAUGGCAUUAUGAUGUACCAUAAAAACAGACUUAUAAAAGCUUAUGAGAAAGUUGGCUGCCAAAUCAAGUCAUCAGGUCAAAGGUCAGGGGUCGGGGUCAUUGGAGUGAUCGAGUGUAACUUCCUCAAGCCGGCUCAUAACAAGCAGGAUUUUGAGUACACUAAAGAGUACAGACUUACUCUGGCAGCUCUUGGUCUCAAACUGAACGACUACUGGCGAGAAAAGAAGGAAAAGAAAGCAAAAGAAAGAGAGUUUCAGGCCUUGGAGAAAACAAGCAAAGACGAUGAAUCAGAGGAAACCGAGGAAGAGGAGGAAGAAGAGGAGGAAGAUGAAGUUGGUGUGUCAUGGAUUCAGUGUGAGGAAUGUUUGAAAUGGAGAGGAAUUUCCACUCAUCUGUUCGCAGGAAACAUUCCUGAUCCGUUCAGGUGCAACAUGCAUCCAGUGGCACGCUUGCGGAGUUGUUUGUUGCCAGAAGACACAGAGGAGAACGUCACAACACCCACCUAUAAAAAAACUCUCAAGAAACAGGAACAAGCAUCUGUGAGGAGAAGAGGAAGAUCUCUGGAGUUGAUUAAAAGCUCGGGGAGACAUCUUUGUCGAGUACUAUCUGAACCUACAUCAGUGACCAAACAGGAUGAGGUCAUGGUUUCCAUGGAGAUAGAGGAUGAUGGAGUCACAGCCACAGAAGAGGAAGAGUCAUCACCAUCACCAAGAAAAAGAAGGAAAGAAACAUGUUCACAUGUCGAAGAGAGGAAAAUGUCCACAAACCGAGUGAAAAUCCCAGACUUGCUGACUAAGAGAUGCACAAAAACAACAGAUCCAAUUCACGAAGAAGCAUCAGAAUCAACAGAUUCAAUUCACGAAGAAGCAUCAACAGAUCCAAUUCACGAAGAAGCAUCAGAAUCAACAGAUCCAAUUCACGAAGAAGCAUCAGAAUCAACAGAUCCUACUCACGAAGAAGCAUCAGAAAAAACUGAUCCGAUUUACGAAGAAGCAUCAGAAAAAACUGAUCCGAUUCACGAAGAAGCAUCAAAAUCAACAGAUCCAACUCACGAAGAAGCAUCAGAAUCAACAGAUCCGAUUCACGAAGAAGCAUCAGAAUCAACGGAUUCAAUUCACGAAGCAGCAUCAAAAUCAACAGAUCCGAUUCACGAAGCAGCAUCAAAAUCAACAGAUCCGAUUCAUGAAGCAGCAUCAGAAUCAACGGAUCAGAUUCACAAAGAAGCAUCAAAAUCAACAGAUCAGAUUCACAAAGAAGCUUCAAAAUCAACAGAUCAGAUUCACAAAGAAGCUUCAAAAUCAACAGAUCAGAUUCACAAAGCAGCAUCAAAAUCAACAGAUCAGAUUCACAAAGAAGCAUCAGAAUCCACAAAUCAGAUUCACAAAGAAGCAUCAGAAUCAACAGAUCGGAUUCAUAAAGAAGCAUCAGAAUCAACAGAUCGGAUUCAUAAAGAAGCAUCAGAAUCAACAGAUCGGAUUCAUAAAGAAGCAUCAGAAUCAACAGAUCGGAUUCACAAAGAAGCAUCAAAAUCAACAGAUCAGACUCACAAAGAAGCAUCAGAAUCCACAAAUCAGAUUCACAAAGAAGCAUCAGAAUCCACAAAUCAGAUUCACAAAGAAGCAUCAGAAUCAACAGAUCAGAUUCAUAAAGAAGCAUCAGAAUCAACAGAUCCGAUUCACAAAGAAGCAUCAAAAUCAACAGAUCCGAUUCACAAAGCAUUAAAAUCAACAGAUCAGAUUCACAAAGAAGCAUCAGAAUCAACAGAUCAAAUUAAUGAAGCAUCAGAAACAAAUAUCCCAGCAGCAUCUGGCAUGACUACGGCGGAACACGAGACUCCUAUAGAGCCCCAGACAUGUCACGGACCCCCAUAUCCCAGAAUCCCCCCUCAGCCUCUCUCUCAACACUCCUCUGUGUCUGUGGCGCAGACGGUUGUGGUCACGCCUCUGAGCCGCUCGGGAUUUCAGCCCAUUUCUCCCUUACCGACGGACAACUCAGACCGUGCAGCCCUUACUCAGAGACUCGCACAGCUCGAGCGGGAGGCCAAGCGGCUUAAACGAAUUCUGGGCAUCCACGAGACGCCAAUGGAUUUUGCCAUGGUAACAGAAGGGAGUGGGUCAUCUGACAUCGCAACGGCUGAGGAGCGACCUGCGUGUGCAGAUUCAGGGUCAUGUGACCAGAAUGAUGAAAGACAGACAAACCAGAGGUUGGAUAAACAGGCAAACAGUCGUCCAUCCCAGCAAGUGCCAGAAAUAAUCUCUAAAGAUGAUCUUUACUGGAGUAAAACAUGUGCUAAACUCCAGAGUGAGAAUCAGACAUUAUUAACUGAUCUGAAUCAGAUGAGAACAGAAAGAGAUGAACUGAUGAACCAACUGAGACAAAUGGAGACGAAUGAGAGGAGAGACCAAAGUACAAACACACCAAGUCAGACAUACAACAGCACCGUCACAAUGGAGAGAUUGCGGUCCAUUCGUCGUAAUGUGGUCGCAUUACUGUCCUCAAUCCUGCCAAACCUGGACAUGCAGGGAAUAAGCUUUGACACAGUUGAUGUAGACAGCAUCUUACAGCAGAUCAUUCAGGCCAAUAACCUCUGAUCCUGGAACAGUGAUUACAGAAGAAGAGCUGGCAGAAAACAUCCAGCAAUGGCUUUCUUAAAUGCCAAUAUUAAAACACAGAUGAACUGAACAGAUGAAUGCACAUCUGAUAUUAAAAACACAGCAUUAAAGUUUAGAUAUUAAACUACUCAUUUCAUU